CUUAUUGUUCUUUUUGAAUGGAUGACCCAGGUACUUCGAGGAGAGGAUCUCGAGGAUCACCAGUCGGUACCGGCGGGUCUUCGCCUGGGGCGGCUCCAUGGGAGGUUCCGCCGCGCUGCUCUUUGCGAAUCUGGCAAACCGAGUUCAUGCCUUCAGCCCUCAGGUGGAUUUGGCUUACACCUGGCCAUCCUUCGCAUCGGCAUCCGUGCGUGAGCAGUUCCGGAGACGAGUGCAGGAUGCCACGCGUGGGCGGAAUGUGCAGCUGCAUGUCGGCGCUGAGAACCACACAGACAAUCGACAUGCUGCCGCGCUUCCCAACGCCGUGGUGCACUUUCAUGAAACUGCAAACCACAACACCAUGAAGCACCUGAAGCAGAGAGGCAAGCUGCUUGCACUGUUGAAGUUCGAGGUGGUUGACCUGCUUGUGGACUUGGAGAGUGCAAAGCUUGCGG
Effrenium voratum is the source of this 452-nucleotide messenger RNA. NCBI's taxonomy places the organism in Eukaryota, Dinophyceae, Suessiales, Symbiodiniaceae. The record is from the annotation of a GenBank genome assembly.